Molecule: messenger RNA, 456 nt
Organism: Penaeus indicus
Lineage: Eukaryota; Metazoa; Arthropoda; Malacostraca; Decapoda; Penaeidae
Exons: 4
Coding region: 1-456 (151 amino acids)
Source: RefSeq, a predicted model, not a curated record
AUGGAAGUUGGUGUGGAUGCGGGCUUAGAAGCCCUGAAGGCAGACGUCCCCACACUACUGGGUCUGGGUCUAGGCAUGUCCGUGUUGUCUGCCCUCAUCUGUCUUGUGCUCAAGAUCUUCGCCCGUGCCCGCUUUGUUCGCCCUCGUCGUUAUGCAGACGCCCGUAUUAACCCACCCCUCACGGUCUCUGAAACAUACGCAGCCUUUGCCCUGGCCGCCAAUGCCUCCACCAGCAGUAGCCCGGCCAGGGAUAGACACCAUUCCCUGCGCUCUACCAAAUCCGCAUCCUCAUCCCGAAGACCUUCCUACAGCUCCCUCCAUCCCCAUCGUCCAGGCACCAGGAGGUCUUCACAAGCAUCGCUCCGUCUGGUCGCAGGGGAGGGCCGUGGAGAACCGAUUGGAUACUACGUGUGCAUUAGGGAUCCUGCCUCCGUACAUUCUAGAGGUCUGCACUAG